Molecule: messenger RNA, 1598 nt
Organism: Oryza sativa Japonica Group (Japanese rice)
Lineage: Eukaryota; Viridiplantae; Streptophyta; Magnoliopsida; Poales; Poaceae
Source: RefSeq, a predicted model, not a curated record
AAAAUCUACAAGACCACGAUACAAGUAGGUAUGGUGGACUACCACAUUUUCACUUCUCUUUCACUUUCCCCUCUCUCUCCCCCCUCUCUUCCUUUCCCCCACCGCAGAGAGCCUGGCGCGCGGAGACGGCGACGGCGCCGGACCAAGCAGUGGUGGAGCGACGGCGGGGCGACAGCGCCGAGCGGCGGGAUGCGCUCGCCGGCGCACCACCCCCUCCUCUCCCCCCCGAGCGGCGGGGCUGCUCGGAGCAGCAGGGCGGCGGCGGCAUGUCGGCGGCGGGCAGACGACUUGGAGCGGGAGACGGCGACGGGCGGAUGCGAGGCGGCGGUCGGCGCCCUCCUCCCCUGGAGUUCGGCUGCUUCGCCCCCUCUCCUCUCUCCUCUAGCGGUGGUGUGGGUCCCACUGAGCUGAGGAGGGCGCGCGGUUGGACGACGAGGCAAAGGAAUACUAGUCUUCGCUUUUUUGGGUUGAGGCUGAAUGCCACGUCGGCCCAUUGUGAAUGCCCUUUAACAAAACAAGGGUUUAUGGCUAUGGGAUCUGGCUGAGGCAUUGACCUACCUUGGUCCUUGGCAGAGAGAGAGAGAGACUCCCCCUCACUCCUUCCCCGACGACCUGCUCGAUCCGAUCCAAUCCGCUCCUCUCCAGUCCAGAUCGGAAGGAAGCCAGGAAUGGGGCACCCCCACCCCCACCCUUACGCGCCGGCGGAGCUUCACCUCCCGGGCUUCGUGCCUCUCCAACUGUCCCAGGCCCAAAUCCUCGUGCCCUACCUCGCCACCUCCCUCUUCCUCCUCCUCGCCGUCUGGCUCAUCUCCGGGAGAUGCAGUCGUAGGCUUUCCGACACCGACCGCUGGCUCAUGUGCUGGUGGGCCUUCACCGGCCUCACCCACAUUAUCAUCGAGGGAACCUUUGUCUUUGCUCCUAAUUUCUUCUCCAACCAAAACCCUUCUUACUUCGAUGAAGUUUGGAAAGAGUACAGCAAAGGUGACUCCAGAUAUGUCGCCAGAGACCCUGCUACUGUUACAGUUGAAGGAAUUACAGCUGUCUUGGAAGGCCCUGCUUCACUCCUUGCUGUCUAUGCCAUCGCAUCGGGCAAGUCCUACAGCCAUAUCCUCCAGUUCACUGUCUGUCUUGGUCAGCUCUAUGGAUGCCUGGUGUACUUUAUUACAGCCUACUUGGAUGGCUUCAACUUCUGGACUAGCCCGUUCUACUUCUGGGCUUAUUUCAUUGGUGCAAACAGCUCGUGGGUUGUUAUACCAACUAUGAUCGCCAUAAGGAGCUGGAAGAAGAUUUGUGCAGCAUUUCAAGGUGAAAAGGUGAAGACUAAAUAGGCAAAGGGUGCACCUUAGUCACAGUUUGGUUGGAAAUUAAUAGACAUUUGUGCUAUGAACAACAUCAUUGUUCCUGCAAUUGAAACCCUUGUGUUACUGAAAAAUUGCAUUGUACCCUUGGAGGGAACAUCAGUGUUAAUUGGAUGUGACUUUAUGCAGCUAUUAUGUAUUGCUGCAAAAGAAAUUGGGUUUUGUUUAUCCUCUAUCAUUCAAGCUCGCUCUUCUUUACCCUUGAAGAAAUAAAAGGGCAGGGAGUUGCCAUUUUGAAAA